Caenorhabditis angaria is the source of this 1551-nucleotide messenger RNA. NCBI's taxonomy places the organism in Eukaryota, Metazoa, Nematoda, Chromadorea, Rhabditida, Rhabditidae. The record is from the annotation of a GenBank genome assembly.
AUGGACGUUGAGGAAUAUUUCCCGGAAAGUAUUUCGGAAAUUCAUUGUGACGAAUCAAGAAAAGAUGAGACAACUCUUUUGGGCAGUUUACAUUGUCAUAUUUGCUAUCAAGAAUUGGGUGAUUUGAAUCCAGUCAAACAUUUUAAACCGUGCAAGUGUUCAAGGUAAUUUUCUGGUUUUCUUCAAUUGAAAUCUUGAUUUUUAAGAAUCUACGUUCAUCGAAAUUGCGCAAAUCAAAAAUCUGAAGAAUCUUCUGCUUGCAGUAUGUGUGGAUCAUCAAAUACAUUAUCAAGAAUAAAACCAAAAGGCAAAAAUCAAGAUGAAGUUUGCAUAAUUUGCAAGAAAUCUUCGAAGGAAAUUGUUCAAUCACAUAUGAUUCAACCAUGUUUUUGCGGGUAAUUGUGAAAGAAUUCUUCCAAAAAAAACAUGAUGAUGAAUUUUCAGAGUUUCUGCCCAUUACGAUUGUUUGAUCCCAUUGCUCGACAACAAAAGUUCGUGUAACAAUUGUGGUGUCUCAUAUCAAGUUUUCAAAAAAGCACCAGUUAGCAGUUUCUUGCGUCAACAUAUCUGCCACUUUAUUUGUUUCAUAGUAUUUUUGAUAGUUUUGGUUGGACUUUGUGGAUUGGCUGUUUCGAAUUCUUAUUUGAUCACAAAACGAACUGAUUCGAGAAGUAUAUGUAAGUGAUUUUAUUUUACUAACAAGGGAAAGUUCUGAAAUUUUGAUGAAACAUAUCGAAUUGUACCAAAUCGACCAUGCUGAUCACGAUUCCGAAGUCAAAAAUUGCCAAAAAUGCCUGUGAGCACUUUUCUGGAGCAGUAAAGUUGGAAUUGGAAUUGAGUUCUGGUUUUCGUCGAUUUUCACCAUUUCCCGGGUUAAAAAUGAACGAAAACCUGUAAGCUUUUUAGUUUUUGAAAAAUGUAAUUUGCUAUUUGAUAUUUUUCAAAAACUAAAAAGCUUACAGGUUUUCGUUGAUUUUUAACCCGGGAAAUGGUGAAAAUCGACGAAAACCAGAACUCAAUUCCAAUUCCAACUUUAGAGCUCCAGAAAAAUGCCCACAGGCAUUUUUGGCAAUUUUUGACUUCGGAAUCGUGAUCAGCAUGGUCGAUUUGGUACAUUUCGAUAUGUUUCAUCAAAAUUCCUUCUAACAAUUUAAAAAAUCGGAUUUUCCAGUGUUCACAGCCUGGUCAUUAUUACUUCUCAUUUCAAUGAUUGGAAUUGUCAUCAUGAUAAUUCGAUACACAAUAAAUGUAGCAUUUCCAAGAUAUCAAGUUGAAUUUGGAAGUGUAACAGUGCAUCCAUCACAAUCAAGAAUUCUGCCAAAAGAUUCGAUAACUCAUCGAAAAUUUGCUGGAGCUGUUGUAAUGUCAGAUAUUGUUCGUAUCGAAACUGGUCUUUCUGUAAUACCCGAAGAAGAUGAGGAAAAAUCAGAUUCUGGACGUCUUGAUCUAACCCUCGGCCAACAUUUAUUUGGUAUCAUUUCAGUGCCAAAUGGACAUACGUCAUCAACACCAAUUGAAGAUUCUUGCGGUGAAGAAAAGUUCAAAUUUUAA